Guillardia theta CCMP2712 is the source of this 333-nucleotide messenger RNA. RefSeq lists its product as hypothetical. NCBI's taxonomy places the organism in Eukaryota, Cryptophyceae, Pyrenomonadales, Geminigeraceae. The record is from RefSeq and is a predicted model, not a curated record. The annotation marks the transcript as partial. Gene Ontology annotation, cellular component: nucleus. Gene Ontology annotation, biological process: regulation of mRNA splicing, via spliceosome. Gene Ontology annotation, molecular function: mRNA binding. The transcript is spliced from 2 exons.
AAGAUCUACAUUCCUGUUAAGGAGUACCCAGGUUAUCCAUUCAUCGGCCUCAUCCUGGGUCCUCGUGGAAACACUCAGAAGAAGUUAGAAAGAGAAACUGGAGCAAGGAUCGUUAUUCGCGGAAAGGGCUCAGUCAAGGACGGCAGAAAAGGAUUCAAGGGCAAUGAUCCCUCUGAGGACGAAGACUUGCACGUCUUGAUCACCGGAGAUACUCAGGAGCAGGUCGACGCUGCUAGCAAGAUCAUUACAGAGCUGUUGACUCCCAAGGAAGAUGCAGAGAAUGAAUGGAAGCGUAUGCAGCUCAGAGAGUUGGCAUUGAUUAAUGGAACUUUG